AUGGUGGUACCCGUCACCUGCAUGUGUCUCCGUGAUGGUAAUGUUAAUGAAUAUCAGGCAAAGGAGCUGGUUCCUGGGGACAUUGUCCAUCUUAACAUUGGAGAUCGAGUCCCAGCUGAUUUAAGACUCUUUGAAGCUAAUGAUCUCAGUAUUGAUGAAUCCAGUUUCACAGGAGAAACAGAGCCAGCUGACAAAAAUAAUAACCUUGUCACCACAAGCACUUAUGGAACCUCUGGAAGCUUAGCCAAUAUUGCAUAUAUGGGGACUUUUGUUCGCACUGGCCGUGGCAAAGGCAUUGUCAUCAGCACUGGAGAAAAGUCCCAGUUUGAUCUUCAAUAUUGCUGUAAGUUUAGCUGUAGCAGCAAUACCAGAGGGCUUGCCCAUAGUUGUGACAAUGACACUCUGUCUAGGAAUUCGUCGUAUGGCCCAGCGCUCGGCUUUAGUAAAAGGUUACACACAGUGGAAACUCUUGGUUGUGUCACAACAGUUUGUUCUGAUAAAAACUGGAACUUUAACAAAGAGGGCGAUGAGUGCCACGUCACUGGAGUAGGCUAUUCCUCUGACGGCUCCAUUGUAUUUGAAGGAGGCUACUCUGACCUAGCUAAUGAGGCUGUCACAAAGCUUUUUGGAAACAGAAUUGCACAAGAACAUCAGUGUAAUAUAUCUAAGACAAGUAUACCCCAGGAAAGUAAGAUGAAACAAGCAACCCUCAGUUUAUUCUUAGAAGGCAUUGUGUUGAAAAUUAAAGGAGUGAUUGAUUGCCCCCAUCCACCUACAGCAUUUAUAAUUCCUCAUAGGCCAUUGUCUUUAAGUUCAUUUAGAAGUGCUGUAUGUAAUAAUGCUGAGAUAGUUGGCGAUCAACUGCUGGGACAGCCUACAGAAGGAGCCAUACUGCUGCUGCUAUUAAACAUGGUGUGUACAAUGCCCGAGAUAAGUACCAAAGAUUGGAAGAAAUGCCUUUCAGUUCUGAAACCAAGAAAAUGUCAGUCAAAAUCAGGAAUAAAAAAAACUGGGGAAGUGGAGUGGCUGGUUAAAGGAAGUGUUGAGCAUGUUCUGGCAUCAUGCACUCAGUAUAACCAGAGCAUGGCUACCCUCCCACUGUCCCAGGAGAAAUGUCAACAGAUCAUGUCAGCUUGCAUAGAUCGUGGAAGGCAGGGACUCCGAGGAGCCAGAUCUUCUGUUACUACUCUCCAGUCUACAGGAGUUAGUGUCAAGAUGGUGACUGGUGAUGCACAGGAGGACUGCUUGUGCUAUUGCCCAGGCAGUUGGUCUAGGGUUGGACCUGGUACUGUGUAUUCUGGUGAUCAAGUAGACAGCAUGGAUGAGCGCGUAUUGCUUGGGAUUAUUCAAGAUGCUACUGUGUUCUACAGAGUUUCACCCAGGCACAAGCUGCGAAUUGUAAAGAAUAUUGUUUACUUCAUUCCACAUUUCAGAGCACUUCAGGACAGAGGAGAAAUUGUCAGCAUGACAGGUGAUGGCGUUAAUGAUGUGGUAGCCUAA
This is a messenger RNA of Penaeus monodon (black tiger shrimp), 1500 nucleotides long. Its product is annotated as calcium-transporting ATPase type 2C member 1-like. The transcript is spliced from 13 exons. Gene Ontology annotation, biological process: manganese ion transport; calcium ion transmembrane transport; intracellular calcium ion homeostasis. Gene Ontology annotation, molecular function: nucleotide binding; P-type calcium transporter activity. The record is from RefSeq and is a predicted model, not a curated record. Bases 1 to 1500 code for a protein of 499 amino acids. Gene Ontology annotation, cellular component: endoplasmic reticulum; plasma membrane; Golgi membrane. NCBI's taxonomy places the organism in Eukaryota, Metazoa, Arthropoda, Malacostraca, Decapoda, Penaeidae.